Lactuca sativa (garden lettuce) is the source of this 420-nucleotide messenger RNA. Lineage: Eukaryota; Viridiplantae; Streptophyta; Magnoliopsida; Asterales; Asteraceae. The record is from RefSeq and is a predicted model, not a curated record.
AUGGCUAUCGCCAAAGUCAUAUGUAAAGAACAGGCCGGUCGAUUUCACGAAUUUGGGGAUUUUGAUGAAGACGAUUUUAGAUUCUCGUUGGAUUUAAUUGAAGAAGGGGUUUCAACAAAAGGGAUCGAUUCGCGAGGUUGGACUGUUUUUCCUCUUUUCAAUCGCGAUCUUCUCAUCAAGGAUGAAGUCAAAUCAAAGGAUAAUGAGAUUCAUGCUUCUGAUUCUAUCACCAGUUCAUUAUGGAAGCUGUUCAUUGAUGAACUAGAAGAAUCUUCUUCAUGUUCAUCAUCAGAAGCCGACGAAUUGGAAGCUCUACCUUCUGGAACUUUUUGUGUGUGGAGGCCUAAGACGGAAAGUGGAUCAUCACCUGUUAUGCGUGUGGAGUACUUCUACCGGGUCUCUAUUGAAGAAGAAGAGUAG